Messenger RNA from Urocitellus parryii (Arctic ground squirrel), 5492 nucleotides. The record is from RefSeq and is a predicted model, not a curated record. NCBI's taxonomy places the organism in Eukaryota, Metazoa, Chordata, Mammalia, Rodentia, Sciuridae.
UGGGCAGAGGGGCGGGGGUUGGGAAGAUGGCGGCUCCCAGCCUCCUCAACUGGAGGCGGGUUUCCUCCUUCACGGGGCCGGUACCCCGCGCCCGGCACGGACACCGAGCCGUGGCCAUCCGGGAGCUGAUGAUCAUCUUUGGCGGGGGCAAUGAGGGCAUCGCGGACGAGCUGCACGUCUACAACACCGUUACAAAUCAGUGGUUCCUACCAGCUGUUAGAGGAGACAUCCCUCCAGGCUGUGCUGCCCAUGGAUUUGUCUGUGAUGGUACCAGAAUAUUAGUAUUUGGGGGAAUGGUUGAAUAUGGAAGAUACAGCAAUGAGUUAUAUGAGUUACAAGCAAGUCGAUGGUUAUGGAAAAAAGUGAAACCCCACCCCCCUUCUUCUGGUUUACCUCCUUGUCCUCGGCUUGGACAUAGUUUUUCUUUAUAUGGUAACAAAUGCUACUUGUUUGGUGGUCUGGCAAAUGAAAGUGAAGAUUCAAACAAUAACGUUCCCAGAUAUUUAAAUGAUUUCUAUGAGUUGGAGCUGCAGCAUGGUUCUGGUGUUGUGGGAUGGAGCAUUCCAGUCACUAAAGGGAUUGUGCCUUCUCCAAGAGAAUCCCACACAGCUGUUAUAUAUUGCAAAAAAGAUUCUGGAAGUCCUAAAAUGUAUGUUUUUGGUGGAAUGUGUGGUGCUCGCCUGGAUGACCUGUGGCAGCUUGACUUAGAAACUAUGUCAUGGUCAAAACCAGAAACUAAAGGGACAGUUCCACUUCCACGAAGCCUUCACACGGCCAGUGUUAUAGGAAAUAAAAUGUACAUUUUUGGUGGAUGGGUUCCACAUAAGGGGGAAAAUAUUGAGACUUCACCUCAUGAUUGUGAAUGGAGAUGUACCAGUUCAUUUUCUUACCUAAAUCUAGAUACAGCAGAGUGGACCACUCUAGUAUCAGAUUCUCAGGAAGAUAAAAAAAAUUCAAGACCAAGACCAAGAGCUGGACACUGUGCCGUAGCAAUUGGCACUCGAUUAUAUUUUUGGAGUGGAAGAGAUGGCUACAAAAAAGCACUGAAUAGUCAAGUUUGCUGCAAGGAUCUUUGGUAUCUUGAUACUGAGAAACCACCAGCACCAUCACAAGUACAGUUGAUCAAAGCUACUACCAACUCUUUCCAUGUCAAGUGGGAUGAAGUACCUACCGUUGAAGGCUAUCUUUUGCAGCUGAAUACAGACUUGCCUUACCAAGCUGCACCGUCAGAUUCUUCAGCAGCAUUAAAUAUGCCAGGAGGCAGAGUGGACCCUCACAGACAAGGCAGUAAUAGCAUCCUUCCGAACAGUAUCAGUGACACAGUAAACAGUACAAAAGUGGAGCAUUCAGCCAUGAGAGGAACUGCAAUGAAAAACAAACAAGAUUUCAAAGCAACAGAUUCUAAUGCCAUUUUAUAUUCUUCUUUGGCAUCUAAUGCUUCUAAUCAUAAUAGUUGUAUGGUGGAUAUGCUAAGGAAAAAUGAAGGUCCUCACACUUCAGCAAAUGUAGGUGUACUAAGUAGUUGCCUGGACUUAAGAACAGUAACCCCUGAAACUUCGGUGUCCAGUACUGUUUCCAGCGCACAAACUAUGGUAACCCAGCAGACCAUUAAAACUGAAUCAUCCAGUACAAAUGGGGCAGUUGUUAAAGAUGAAACUUCACUAACAACAUUCAGUACCAAAUCUGAAGUUGAUGAAACAUGUGCUCUGCCUGCAACUAAGAUUAGCCGAGUAGAGAUGCAUGCUGUACCCAUGCCAUUUGCUAAAGAGUCUCCUUCAAAUCCAGUGGCCACAGUGAAAGCAGGAGAACGACAGUGGUGUGAUGUGGGAAUUUUUAAAAAUAAUACAGCUUUGGUGAACCAGUUUUAUUUGCUGCCAAAAGGGAAGCAAAACAUCUCCAAGGUAGGAAAUGCAGAUGUACCUGACUACAGUUUACUUAAGAAACAAGAUCUUGUUCCAGGCACUGGAUACAGAUUUAGGGUUGCUGCAAUCAAUGGUUGUGGAAUAGGCCCUUUCAGCAAAAUCAGUGAAUUUAAAACUUGUAUUCCUGGUUUUCCUGGAGCCCCUUCAGCAGUCAGAAUUUCAAAGAAUGUUGAAGGUAUCCACCUUUCCUGGGAGCCUCCAACUUCACCUUCUGGAAAUAUUUUGGAAUAUUCAGCCUACUUGGCUAUCCGCACAGCACAGAUACAAGAUAAUCCAAGCCAGCUUGUGUUCAUGAGGAUUUAUUGUGGUCUUAAAACAUCAUGUAUAGUAACUGCUGGGCAACUUGCAAAUGCACAUAUUGAUUAUACAUCCAGGCCUGCCAUUGUGUUCAGGAUAUCAGCAAAGAAUGAAAAGGGAUAUGGACCAGCUACACAAGUUCGAUGGCUUCAAGGUAACAAUAAAAAAGCAUCUUUAAAUUGAAUUUUUUUCUUUUUUUUUAAACUGAAGCUGUUGUGAUGAUAAUUAUUUAUUAGUAACUGGUUAUGAAGAUUUGUCAUUUAAAAGACUGUAUUUCUAGCAGUUAUGAAUUUGAGUUUGUAAGUUGUUCUUAAAAUGUAUUUGCUCAAUUCUAGAUCCAAAUAAAAAUAGAAAAGAAGCAAAGACUCUCUGAAAAUUAGUAUAUGGAUUCUUCCUUACACAUAUAGCUCUUUUACAAAGAAAAAUAGUAAAAUUAAGAUAAAAGUUAGAAGGCUUUAAUACCCCAAUACCUUUUUUAAAGGCUAUGUAACUCAGUCAUCCUAGAAUUAUUGAGAUGAUUCUAGUAACUGACUGGUGUACACUUCACUGUCUUACUUAGUAAGUGUUCGCUGCAUUGUAAAUGACCUAUCAUUGAAUACUUCCUCUAACUUUAUUGUCUAUGAGCGGUGAUCCUCCAACAGCUAUCUUCUAUGGAUAAUAUUUGUGAUACUAAUGUUAGUAGUCAUUUGAUUCUUUUAAUCAUAGUUAGCACAGAGCUUAAAAAAUUUUAAAGAGAGAGAAAGGCAAGUUCAGAAACUGCUUUUGAAUUUCUAUUUUUCAAAAUCAUGGUAAGAUUAAAAAAAAAUAAUGGGUAUUCUUGAUUCAUACCAGGCCAAUGUAUUUGAAUAUACAUUUGGUUAAAGCACUUAAUUUAGCUGGCCCUUAAUUACAGAUGAGAGAAUUAAAAGAAUUUGCCUUCAAGGCCCCUUUCAGCACUAAAAUUUUGUAUUUUCAUCAGAUGUAGAGUAUGUCCCUGAACAUUGAACAUGUUCAUGUGUCUUAAUGGUUUUACCUUUGCUUUUUCUGAAAUUAAAAGCUUCAUAAUUUAAAAUUCAAAAUUAAAGUGUAUGUCCUCCUACUGCAGAAGAAAGAAGCACCUUAAUGGGACACAAGUUUUGAAAUAGUGUUUUAAACAUUUGUAAGAUUUUUGUAAAUGCUCUAGAUGUUUUAUUUUUGCAUCAUUUUUACCUCAAAAUUGUAUAAACUUUUUUACAAUGAAAAUAUAAGCAUUAGACAGCUAACUCAGGUUCUUUACAACCUUAAAGAUGCAGAUGAACAUUAUGAACACUCUGCUACAGGUAACUUGUUUUAAAUAUUUUAGGAAUUUCAUGGUUCCACUGCCUAUUCAAAUCUGGAAUGAAUAUAUACAGAGCAAUAAUUGCAGAAAAGAUAUUUCUCACUAAGAGCUACAAUAACUGUAAGGGCACCGGUCUAUCUUUUUACUACCACAUAACCUUAUGCCAGUUUAGGUUGACUGAGUAGCAAUGUCCUCACACUUUGUGUAUAAUAUCCCCAGCAAAGAUAGAUUUAAUUGUGCAGAAUUGAUAUAUAUGCGUGUUCCAGUUACUAAUUUAAAGUGUAUAGAAUAUUUUAAUAUAUAAUUUUUGUAAAGAACUGGGAUUUUUAUACUACAGUAUUUGUAAUUAAUGUGUCUCACUAAGUUUCUUUUGAAGAAAAUAUGCAAAUUGUUAGACACAUAAUGAGUGGUUUCUGAACUCUAAAGAUAAAAUAAAUGCACUACUAUAGUGUUGUUAGAAUACCUUUUUUUUGUGGCUAUAUGAAUCCUGAUUCUUUAAAUGUGUACUUUAUAAUGUUUACAAGGAGCUUCUCUGGUUUGUUGUCCCAGCAGUUUCCUUGGCGAGAGCUUCAUUCUGCAUUUGUUUAAUUCAUAUGCUUUGCUUUUGGCAUAUAUUUGCUUUUUGCACUAGUAGAAUUUUAACUUACCUCAUUAUCAUGUUUGUAAUCAUUGUAUAGCUUCCAUAACAUGUCUGAUAUAGGCUAAAGAAAUACUUAACCAAAGUUAAAAUGAAAAUAAAUGGUAAGCAAUUUUGCACAUAUUAAGUGCUAGGAUUUGUUGUGUAUGUGUGUGUGCUUAGUUAUAAAAAUAAUAAGAAUGGAAAGUUUAAUAGUAAGUAUAUGUCUUAAACCCAAUUAUUUUAAUUAUCUAUUUGCUUUAUUAGAAAAACUUUGGCUUUUAACCCAUUAUUAUUUGCAUUAACAAUUUCCAUCUUGAAAUGCUUCUCUUAAUGACAAGGAAUAAGUUGAUUUAAAGCAAAUAGUAGAAUAUUUGCUUUAAGUGUACAUGUUAAUAUCAACUURGUAUUUAAUUUUCUUUACUUUGCUGAAAUGCCUCUAUUGUGUUAGACCAGGAGGUGAAUACRAACCUGUGGUUCUAACAUAUGACUUACUUCUUAGAAGGAAGGGCAGCCUUUUCAUACCAAGGGAUUUGUUAAAAUAAUGAAUCUUUUUAUUUUGAGAAUUAGCCCAGUUUUGUUUGUUUUUUUUAAUUUGACAUUAGUAUACUGAGCACCAGUCAAGUUUAUCUUUCUGAUAAGGGAUUGGUGACUGAAAGAUGCCAUUAGAAAAUCUCUAAUGGCUUUUAAUAUUAACAGUUAAUAAGAGAUAGCUGUAUGUUCAUGAAAAGAAUAAAUUGGGCAAAUAAUGAGAGGAGUACAUUUAGCUUCUUGUGAUUUGCACAUUUUUCUAAGUGAAGAUCCCUUUGUAUAACAGUGGCUGUAUCAUGCAGAUAUUUUUCUUUCUUUGCUUUUUUUUUUAAACCUUCAAUGCUGGGGAUGGAACCUAGGGCCUCACACAUGCCAGGCAAACACUGAGCCACAUCCCCAUCCCUGGCAGAUAUGUUUUCAUAAGAUGAAAUUACUUUCUUUACGCUUCCCAGUUGGGUAAACAACUCAGAUGUAAUGAGCUUUUGUGUCACAGUCCUCUUUCUGUACUCUGCAACUUUGGUUCCCAUAAGUAUCAAUAUUUUUGAUGUUGCAUGCUCUUACAAUUAUGUUUUCUAAAAUAUUGUAUUGACUUUAGUUUAGUAAACUAUUUUGGCAAUUUAACCAGAAAUAGGGUAUAUAUAAACUCAAUUUUAUCUGCAUUAAAAAAUUGAAAUAAUCUAAUCGCAUGUAUUAUGUACCUCUGCCCCAUAACUCAGUUGCACAAAUAUAAUUAUCUAUGGGAGAGUGAAAUUGUUGAUUCAUUAUUUCAAAGUCUUAUAGAUUAGAAAAGAUUCGUUCUGAUUAGAGAUAUGGUCUAUAGCUAAAGAUA